Messenger RNA from Amoebophrya sp. A120, 158 nucleotides. The record is from the annotation of a GenBank genome assembly. NCBI's taxonomy places the organism in Eukaryota, Dinophyceae, Syndiniales, Amoebophryaceae.
AAUUUGUCCUGGAAGAGAAAAAUAGUUUUACUUGCGAGAAGUGCGGCGAUGUCCUCGCGGACGAGACCGCGCUUCAUUUUCACAAAACGACCGGGUUUUGCCGGCCGAACAAGUCGGUGAAAGAAUUGCGCACAUUGCGGGUCGCGCGAAUGGUGGAG